GCUAUGACGCUUUCAUGACGGUUGAUGAUGGAUGGCCCAAUGGAAAAAUGGAUGAGCUACGUAGCGUUUUUGAAUGCUUUGUUUUUUUUCACGUCGUUGUUUUUUCCUGUUUCCCUUAUUCUUUCCAUAGCCGAGUUGACACGUCGAUGGUGGACCUGGAAUGGUUUUGUGGUACCUGUAAAGCUAAGCAACAGCCGACAGGUACAGCAACAAUCUGCUAGUUUAUCAUUGACGAGAAUACAAGUUGUUCUUGC
Molecule: messenger RNA, 254 nt
Organism: Bipolaris maydis ATCC 48331
Lineage: Eukaryota; Fungi; Ascomycota; Dothideomycetes; Pleosporales; Pleosporaceae
Source: RefSeq, a predicted model, not a curated record